Molecule: messenger RNA, 653 nt
Organism: Carassius auratus (goldfish)
Lineage: Eukaryota; Metazoa; Chordata; Actinopteri; Cypriniformes; Cyprinidae
Product: syntaxin-18-like
Exons: 6
Coding region: 45-539 (164 amino acids)
Biological process (GO): retrograde vesicle-mediated transport, Golgi to endoplasmic reticulum; intracellular protein transport
Cellular component (GO): SNARE complex; membrane; endoplasmic reticulum
Molecular function (GO): SNAP receptor activity
Source: RefSeq, a predicted model, not a curated record
CUUUAAAACUUGCUGGGGUUAAUGGAGUAUGGUUAUUAUCAAUCAUGAGAAGAUACGCUGGCGUUUACACUGAAUGUGUUUCCAGAUCCAGAUUAGAACCGGAGCAGAUCAGUCACAACAAACAGCAGAGAGAUGGAGAGGAGAACAACGAUAAACCGGUCUCAGACAGUAAUGUGGAUCUGUGGGAGGACAACAGAGUUGAGGAGGAUCUUUCACCAGAGGAAAUACAGAUGUUCGAGCAGGAGAAUAAGAGGUUGGUUGGGGAGAUGAACAGUCUGCUGGAUGAAGUCAGGCACAUUGAAGGGAAGGUUGUGGAAAUCUCUCGUCUGCAGGAAAUCUUCUCUGAGAAAGUCCUGCAGCAGGAGACGGAGAUCGACAACAUUCAUCAGCUGGUUGUUGGUGCAACAGAAAAUGUGAAAGAAGGAAAUGAAGAUAUUAGAGAGGCGAUCAAGAAUAACGCUGGGUUCCGUGUCUGGAUUCUGUUCUUCCUGGUCAUGUGUUCGUUUUCACUGCUGUUUCUGGACUGGUACGACGGAUGAACCACAGACCGGACCUGUGUGUGUGUGUGUGUGUGUGUGUGUGUGUAAGUGAGAGAGAGAGAGUGUGUGUGUGUGUGUGUGAGAGAGAGUGUGUGUGUGUGUGAGAGAGAGAGA